This is a messenger RNA of Colletotrichum siamense, 3540 nucleotides long. RefSeq names its product Pyruvate carboxylase (gene pyc). The coding region runs from base 1 to 3540 and encodes 1179 amino acids. Gene Ontology annotation, biological process: pyruvate metabolic process; gluconeogenesis. Gene Ontology annotation, cellular component: cytoplasm. The record is from RefSeq and is a predicted model, not a curated record. The transcript is spliced from 11 exons. Gene Ontology annotation, molecular function: pyruvate carboxylase activity; ATP binding; metal ion binding. Lineage: Eukaryota; Fungi; Ascomycota; Sordariomycetes; Glomerellales; Glomerellaceae.
AUGGCCCAGACGCAGCCCACAUUCAACGAUGUCUUCGAGGACGGCGAUGUCGAGGAGGUCCAGAAGGACCCCCAGACCAUCCACCACAUCCGUGCCAACUCGAGCAUCAUGCACCUGAAGAAGAUUCUGGUUGCCAACCGUGGUGAAAUUCCCAUUCGUAUUUUCAGAACUGCCCACGAGCUUUCAUUGCACACCAUCGCUGUCUUCAGUUAUGAGGACCGUCUCUCCAUGCACAGACAAAAGGCCGACGAGGCAUACGUCAUUGGCAAGCGCGGUCAAUACACCCCGGUCGGUGCUUAUCUCGCUGGAGAUGAGAUCAUCAAGAUUGCCGUUGAGCAUGGCGCGCAGAUGAUUCACCCAGGAUACGGCUUCCUGUCAGAAAACGCCGAGUUUGCGCGCAACGUUGAGAAGGCCGGCCUCAUUUUCGUCGGACCUACGGCCGAUGUCAUUGACUCGCUAGGCGACAAGGUCUCCGCCCGAAAGCUCGCUAUCGCUGCCGAUGUCCCCGUCGUCCCUGGUACCGAAGGCGCCGUCGCCACCUUUGAGGAGGUCAAGAGCUUCACCGAUCAAUAUGGUUUCCCCAUCAUCAUCAAGGCCGCCUACGGUGGUGGUGGUCGCGGCAUGCGUGUCGUGCGCGAGCAGGAGAGCUUGAAGGAGUCCUUUGAGAGAGCCACCUCCGAGGCCAAGUCUGCCUUCGGCAACGGCACCGUCUUCGUCGAGAGAUUCCUCGACAAGCCCAAGCACAUUGAGGUCCAGCUCCUCGGUGACAACCACGGCAACAUUGUCCACCUUUACGAGCGUGACUGUUCCGUCCAGCGUCGCCACCAGAAGGUCGUCGAGAUUGCUCCGGCGAAGGACCUCCCCACCGAGACUCGCGAUGCUAUUCUCAACGACGCUGUCAAGCUGGCCAAGUCGGUCAACUACCGCAACGCUGGUACCGCCGAGUUCCUGGUCGACCAGCAGAACAGGUACUACUUCAUCGAGAUCAACCCCCGUAUCCAGGUCGAGCACACCAUCACUGAGGAGAUCACGGGUAUCGAUAUCGUGGCCGCCCAGAUCCAGAUCGCCGCUGGCGCUACUCUGCAGCAGCUCGGUCUGACACAGGACCGCAUUUCCACUAGAGGUUUUGCCAUCCAGUGCAGAAUCACCACUGAGGACCCCGCAAAGGGCUUCUCCCCCGACACCGGAAAGAUUGAGGUCUACCGCUCUGCCGGUGGUAACGGUGUCCGUCUCGACGGUGGUAACGGUUUCGCCGGUGCCGUCAUUACCCCCUACUACGACUCCAUGUUGGUCAAGUGCACUUGCCACGGCUCAACAUACGAGAUUGCCCGCAGAAAGAUUCUCCGUGCCCUUGUCGAGUUCCGUAUCCGUGGUGUCAAGACCAACAUUCCUUUCCUUGCGUCUCUGCUGACGCACCCCACCUUCAUCGAUGGCAACUGCUGGACGACCUUCAUCGACGACACCCCUCAGCUGUUUGACCUUAUUGGCAGCCAGAACCGUGCGCAGAAGCUUCUCGCGUACCUUGGAGACGUUGCCGUCAACGGUAGCAGCAUCAAGGGCCAGAUUGGUGAGCCUAAGUUCAAGGGCGACAUCAUCCUGCCCGAGCUUCUCAAGGAGGACGGCACCAAGCUCGAUGUUUCUCAGCCCUGCAAGAAGGGAUGGAGACAAAUCAUCGUCGACCAGGGCCCCAAGGCGUUCGCCAAGGCCGUUCGCGCCAACAAGGGCUGCCUUCUGAUGGAUACCACAUGGCGUGAUGCCCACCAGUCGCUUCUGGCCACGCGUGUCCGUACCGUUGAUCUCCUGAACAUCUCCAAGGAGACCAGCCACGCCCUGUCCAACCUGUACGCUCUGGAGUGCUGGGGAGGUGCCACCUUCGAUGUCGCCUACCGCUUCCUGUACGAGGACCCCUGGGACCGUCUGCGCCGCAUGAGAAAGGCAGUCCCCAACAUCCCCUUCCAGAUGCUUCUGCGUGGAGCCAACGGUGUGGCCUAUGCGUCCCUCCCCGACAACGCCAUCGACCACUUCGUCGAGCAGGCUAAGAAGAAUGGUGUCGAUAUCUUCCGUGUUUUCGACGCCCUGAACGACAUUGACCAGCUUGAGGUUGGUAUCAAGGCCGUCCACAAGGCUGGAGUGCUCAACCCCAAGAAGAAGUACAACCUCGAGUACUACCUCGACUUGGUCGACAAGCUGGUUGCUCUCGACAUCCACGUCCUCGGUCUCAAGGACAUGGCUGGUGUCCUCAAGCCCCAUGCAGCUACUUUGUUGGUCGGCGCAAUCCGCAAGAAGUACCCCGAGCUGCCCAUCCACGUUCACACCCACGACUCCGCGGGUACGGGUGUUGCCUCCAUGGUCGCUUGCGCCCAGGCUGGUGCCGAUGCUGUCGACGCUGCCACCGACAGUCUGUCUGGUAUGACUUCUCAGCCCAGCAUCAACGCCAUCAUUGCUUCCCUUGAGGGCAGUGAUCUCGACCCCGGUCUGAACCCUGCCCACGUCCGCGCUCUGGACACCUACUGGCAGCAGCUGCGCCUGCUCUACUCGCCUUUCGAGGCUCACCUCGCUGGCCCUGACCCUGAGGUUUACGAGCACGAGAUCCCCGGUGGUCAGCUCACCAACAUGAUGUUCCAAGCAUCUCAAUUGGGUCUUGGAACGCAGUGGGCUGAGACCAAGAAGGCGUAUGAGCACGCUAACGAUCUUCUUGGCGACAUCGUCAAGGUCACGCCCACCUCCAAGGUCGUUGGUGACCUUGCCCAGUUCAUGGUCUCCAACAAGCUUACCGCCGAGGACGUCAAGGCCCGUGCCUCCGAGCUCGACUUCCCCGGCUCCGUCCUGGAGUUCCUUGAGGGUAUGAUGGGUCAGCCGUACGGCGGAUUCCCCGAGCCCCUCCGCUCCAACGCUCUCCGUGGCCGCAGGAAGCUGGACAAGCGCCCUGGUCUGUUCCUUGAGCCCGUUGACUUCGCCAAGGUCAAGCGUGACCUCCACAAGAAGUUCGGCGGUCCCAUCACCGAGUGUGAUAUUGCCGCGUACGUCAUGUACCCCAAGGUCUUCGAGGACUACAAGAAGUUCAUCCAGAAGUACGGUGACCUCUCCGUCCUGCCCACCAAAUACUUCCUGUCUCGUCCCGAGAUCGGCGAGGAGUUCCAUGUCGAGCUCGAGAAGGGCAAGGUCCUCAUUCUUAAGCUCCUUGCUAUUGGUCCUCUGAGCGAGAACACUGGCCAGCGCGAGGUGUUCUACGAGAUGAACGGUGAAGUCAGACAAGUCACCGUCGACGACAACAAGGCCUCGGUUGAGAACGUCAGCCGUCCCAAGGCCGACCCCUCCGACUCCAGCCAGGUCGGCGCACCCAUGGCUGGUGUCUUGGUUGAGCUCCGUGUCAAGGACGGAUCUGAUGUCAAGAAGGGUGACCCUAUCGCUGUUCUCAGCGCCAUGAAGAUGGAAAUGGUCAUCUCUGCUCCUCACAACGGCAAGGUCUCCACCCUCCAGGUCAAGGAGGGCGACUCAGUCGACGGUUCGGACUUGGUUUGCAGGAUUGUCAAGGCAUAA